Messenger RNA from Athalia rosae (coleseed sawfly), 2394 nucleotides. RefSeq lists its product as uncharacterized. The record is from RefSeq and is a predicted model, not a curated record. NCBI's taxonomy places the organism in Eukaryota, Metazoa, Arthropoda, Insecta, Hymenoptera, Athaliidae. The transcript is spliced from 6 exons. The coding region runs from base 56 to 1456 and encodes 466 amino acids.
CAACGUCAGCUGAUGCGGAUAAAAAAUAAAUUACCUGCACCGUUACACCGUCAAUAUGAAAUUUGUAGUCUUACUAUGUGCAACCCUGAUAUUUCACUGCAUCGCAGCGAGAUCGUCCGAAGUCGCGGGCUACUUUCAGAAACAGGGAACCAAUUUUGGCUGGAUGGGAUCUACCAAACACUCGGUGGCAGUUUUGUUCGUAAUUUGUGCCGGAAUUCUCUAUUACGUUCCUCAAUCUCGUUACUACACUGAGAAGGGUUGCCUCUUUAUGAUCGGACUCGUUUUUGGCAUUUUGAAAACUACGUUCAGCCAUGUAUGCGGUAUUUUCGUUUCCAAAGUCGCGGGAAAUGACCACAGCCCCUGCCACGUGCCAAAGCGUCACCCGAGCGAACAGGGUCCGAAAACCGGGGACGACGAUUCGAGGGGACGCGAGAGAAAGCACCAUCGUCACGGAGAACGUUCGAGGCAAAACCGUGAGAGGAAAUACCCUCAACCUGUUCAAAGGGCGACAGAGGGUCGACGAUUCGAAUCUGCGUCGGAAACUACCGGGGUCGCUCAUCCCGUGGAGUUUCAUGCUGAAAAAAUUAUGGACAACUGUCGUUACACCGAGGCGCGGAAGUCCGUUCUGGAAAAGGAGAAACGGUCGAACGUUGAGCUUUUCCCGCAGAAGCCUAGGCUCGUCAGGAAGCGCAUUUCUGAAAAUCCCUCGAACCAUCUGGAACGCAAAUGUGACGCGUACGAGGACUCCAUCGCAGGAAGCCUCCCGGACAGCGAUCAAGCUGUUGGAAAUUCUCGAAGCAAUGAGAAGAAUGCGGAAAUUCUGAUUCGGCUGAAAAAUUUUGACGACGACAAACGAGAGACUGAGGUGGUCGAAAGCGCGGUAAUGUUUGCAGCCAACGACUCUGCUGUUGUGGCCGAAAACGAGGAUGUAUUGGCAGAGCUGGAGAACCAGAUAAUGACGCUUGAAAAAACUGUGCAAGCGAUGCAGCUUGGAAUUGGUGAACAAAAAGUUGACGUUAUCGACGAUAUCGUUGGGCACAUGAAAUGCAGUUACAGCAAGAUAUACGAACAGAUGCAGCAUCGUCGAACGGUAAGUCCGGGAACAGAACGAGCAAAGAAUCCGACGAGCGGCACCGCGUAUCUACCUCGGAACGCAACGUGCGUCGAGAGCGAUACCGACCACUUGGGUUCCGUCACAGGGGCGAAAGUAUUUCAAAACGAGCAUCCGUUUUCUAUCCACGGCAACCAAAAAAAACUCACUGCCGACAAAACCGUCAAAUCGUCGAAGAAAUUUUAUCUGGAUGACGACGACGAGUUGCCACCAAUCAUAACGAAUCGAGUAAAACCGUAUUUGAUCAAAACAUACAACUGGUUCUUUACCGGCUGUCCAGGAGCGAAAAAAUACAACGUCGGCAAAGACGGAGGUGGGAGCGUUACUGCGGAACCGUCACUUUAACCGCAAGUUGAAAAUAGCCGCUCAGAGCUCCCCGGUCUGCACGUGGUAACGCAGACUUUACUUUGAACUUAAUCUCGAAUCGGUGGGCUACGGAACUCCACGCAACGCGUAAAACCGUUCGAAUAAUUGAUCGAGACUUUCACGAUCAAGCCAAGAAUCGAUCGGAUCGCCCUGCAUCGAUGUAGGGUGUCGUCCGAAUCUGUUGAAUUGUGCCAAGGUUUCCGCUGAAAAAAAUACACACGUACGCACGUGUUUACCUAAGCUUUUGAAUUCGGGUCAGUCAAAGGCGUGAUUAUACUUUUCAUCUUCAGAGAAUAUGAUCUCGAUCUUGAUUUUUAACACGACACGUACCAGUUCGCCGCCGAACUUUGCAAGUUUCAAACCAUUCGAUCACUUGUUUCCCCGUUAAUUUAAAGUUCGAAUGGGUUUCUUCGAACUAUUUGUGUUACGACAGGGGUGAUAAUGACACGGUGACGACGAUGACGACAGUCGUCGUCCACGUAUCGUAUAAAAGUUAAAACGUCAGAGCAGGUGCAGCGGUGGUACUUGAUCCGUGAUUUAUCGGACUGUUUUGUAACGAUAACGCGCGUGUACCAGAAACGGUACCGUGUGUAGUGGCAUGUACUAGGCUUAAGGGUAAAAAAAGAUUUCACUCCCGGUCCGAAGAAGAAUGGGAAUCGAACAGAGUUAGUCGAGCAUUGACCAAGAGCCGGGUCGGACCGUCACCGAGGUGCCCAUUUCUUCCUGACGGAAGACGCACGUGACCAACGACGAGUCGUGUUCAAUCGUUGUCCCUGCGAUAUUCCACGGUCUGAGGAUAUAGUGGCGACUCAGCGGUGAUACGAAAUUCUUCUCAUUCUCUAAACAUCUGCGCGAUUCCUCGUUAAAAUAUCUGGAUUAAUCUGCUGCGCAAUUGACCAAUAAAAUUUCAAAACACA